AUGGAUUGGCUGCUUCACAAUUUACCAUUUUAUUCGCAUGUUCGACAAACGAGGCCUCUAGAGCCUUUGAAGUUUGGUGGGAAGCUGGAUCUUCUUGGGCUAAUCGACAAGUAUAGCCCAGAGUUUAGUCACGGAGCUAUGGCCCUAUUCCACCCACUAUACUUCACAGGGCAUUUCCAGACUGUAGCUGCUGCCUUGAAAACAUUCGAAAAUAUUGAUCAGGUAUACUACAAACGCUUGGUCUUGGAUUGUUCCGGCGGAGGUGAAGCAGCUGUGGAUUUCAGAGUCGAGCCUUGGAGUCCAGAAGAUCCACAACCCACUUAUGUUCCGCCUAAUCAGACAAGAAAGCUCCAGCCCAGGUAUCGGUUCUUUACACCAUCGGAACUGCAGCAGUUGAGCUCUGAGGAUGCGAAGCCCAUGAUGAUCAUUUUACAUGGUCUUACAGGCGGAUCACACGAGGCGUAUGUACGCGGCUUAGUCAACACAAUAGCAACGAAGUACUCUUUUGAGGUGUGUGUCUUGAAUUCUCGUGGAUGCAGCGAGUCCUGCAUCACCACCCCACAGCUCUACAAUGGCGCCUGGACUGAUGAUAUCCGGGAUCUUGUGAAAAAACUGCGCGGCCUCUAUCCGAACCGUAAGCUUUACUUGGUUGGAAUUUCCCUAGGUGCCUCCAUAGCUGCGAACUAUUUGGGUCAAGAAGGUUCGGACUGUGAAAUCGAAUGCGCGGCUGUGUUGGGUAAUCCGUGGGAUCUUUGUAAUUCGUCCUACCACUUAAACCGGUCACUAAUAGGACACUAUAUUUAUGGCAGCAAGCUUUGCCAAAGCUUAGUGAAGCUCGUGGCCAACAACUUAGAAACCUUAAAGAAAGACCCAUACAUGGCUAAACUCUACGCCGAGAAACUGAACAAGGUUGAACGCUUAGAAGAGUUUGACCAAUAUUUUACCGCACCAAUGUUUGGAUUCAAUACCUCUUAUGAGUAUUACCGUUAUGGUACAAGCUCCAAUAGGCUACCACAAAUUAGAACACCUCUGCUUGCAAUCAGUGCUUCCGAUGAUCCUAUUGUUGGACAGGAAUCUUUGCCAUACAGAGAGAUCGAAGCCAAUCCAUUUACUGUGCUUGUAGAAUCUAGCAAAGGUGGGCAUAUUGCAUGGUUCGAUGCCAAAGGUGACCGUUGGUAUCAAGACCCACUGUGCAGAUUUUUCAGCGCGUAUCACAAUGAGAUAGCGAUGAGUAAUUUGAGACCCGAUUUGGCAUCUGUUACAUUACCGCAUCGAAACAAGUUCAAAGGUGAUCGUUAUGUUGACGCUACUGUCAGGGAUUAUUGA
This is a messenger RNA of Lachancea dasiensis, 1326 nucleotides long. NCBI's taxonomy places the organism in Eukaryota, Fungi, Ascomycota, Saccharomycetes, Saccharomycetales, Saccharomycetaceae. The record is from the annotation of a GenBank genome assembly.